UAUAUUUUGCACGAAAUGUUUGUUUGUUGUGAAAAAGUUCCAACACCAGCAGUUUUGUUUUCGAGUCGAGCAUGUCAAAAGAAGCGGCUCCACAAUAGUCAAAGAAAAAUGAUCAUUCCAGUCCGAUGUUUCACCUGUGGUAAGGUGGUGGGUAACAAAUGGGAAGCUUAUCUUGGACUUCUACAAGCUGAGUACUCUGAAGGUGAUGCUUUAGAUGCUUUGGGACUUAAACGCUACUGUUGCAGACGGAUGCUACUUGCUCAUGUAGAUCUGAUUGAAAAACUCCUGAACUAUGCUCCACUUGAAAAAUGAUAGAAUUUGCCGACUGUUUUGCUGUUAAUAAGUUAAUAGUGGCCACAGUUGGACAAGAGGAUGCAAUCUACCGGCUGUUUUUGAAUGGAUCCAAUCAUCCUAUCACUGUAUUUCAGUUAGGAUGACAACUAUUGUACUUCAUAACUGCUACCGCCAGUAUCAUAUUUAUUAUCCAAGAGAGAAGUUUUUAUGUAAAUAAUAACAGACAUAUUGGUUGGUUUUCAUUUUGUGUGUGUCUUCAAAAUGUAUUGAUAAUUGAUUGUUUAUCAUUUUUAUGCAUUCCCAAUAAUAAAGAACAGGAUUUUUUUUUGAAUAAAAUUUGUCAUACAUUGACAUUUACUUGCAUGUAAAAA
This is a messenger RNA of Anneissia japonica, 665 nucleotides long. RefSeq names its product DNA-directed RNA polymerases I, II, and III subunit RPABC5. Lineage: Eukaryota; Metazoa; Echinodermata; Crinoidea; Comatulida; Comatulidae. The record is from RefSeq and is a predicted model, not a curated record. Gene Ontology annotation, molecular function: DNA-directed RNA polymerase activity; DNA binding; zinc ion binding. Gene Ontology annotation, cellular component: RNA polymerase II, core complex; RNA polymerase I complex; RNA polymerase III complex. Bases 16 to 312 code for a protein of 98 amino acids. The transcript is spliced from 3 exons. Gene Ontology annotation, biological process: transcription by RNA polymerase I; transcription by RNA polymerase II; tRNA transcription by RNA polymerase III.